Molecule: messenger RNA, 740 nt
Organism: Drosophila ficusphila
Lineage: Eukaryota; Metazoa; Arthropoda; Insecta; Diptera; Drosophilidae
Gene: RpL26
Product: 60S ribosomal protein L26
Exons: 2
Coding region: 135-584 (149 amino acids)
Biological process (GO): ribosomal large subunit biogenesis; cytoplasmic translation
Cellular component (GO): ribosome; cytosolic large ribosomal subunit
Molecular function (GO): RNA binding; structural constituent of ribosome
Source: RefSeq, a predicted model, not a curated record
CUUUCGCAAGCACACUUAAGCUAUCGGUUAGUGUGCCAGCUCUAAAUUGGCGUUUUUGCCAUCCCUAACGGCGACGCAUCUGUCAAAAUUUCUUUCUUUUCGUUCUUCACGUGGCGAACCCCCGCACAAGCAAGAUGAAACAGAACCCGUUCGUGUCGUCGUCUCGCAGGAAGAACCGCAAGCGCCACUUCCAGGCACCCUCCCACAUUCGCCGGCGCCUCAUGUCCGCUCCCCUCUCCAAGGAGCUGCGUCAGAAGUACAACGUGCGCUCCAUGCCCAUUCGCCGCGACGAUGAGGUCCAGGUGAUCCGCGGCCACUUCAAGGGCAACCAGGUGGGCAAGGUUGUCCAGGCCUACCGCAAGAAGUUCGUCGUUUACGUCGAGAAGAUCCAGCGCGAGAACGCCAACGGCACCAACGUCUAUGUGGGCAUCCACCCCAGCAAGGUGCUGAUCGUCAAGCUGAAGCUCGACAAGGACCGCAAGGCCAUCCUGGAGCGCCGCGGCAAGGGCCGUCUGGCCGCUCUCGGCAAGGACAAGGGCAAGUACACCGAGGAGACCGCUGCCCAGCCCAUGGAGACCGCGUAAAUCCCCGAUUAAUGCUCUUAACUUGGAAUCCGGGACGUCGCUGUUUACUGUUUUUACCGUAACGCUUAGUGUAAAAAACAAAACAUUUGAAAAAAAUCGCGUGUGAGAACGACGCCAUUCUUUACAAUAAAGAAAAAGUUGAUUUUCGCAAAUGGA